This is a messenger RNA of Oppiella nova, 1351 nucleotides long. The record is from the annotation of a GenBank genome assembly. NCBI's taxonomy places the organism in Eukaryota, Metazoa, Arthropoda, Arachnida, Sarcoptiformes, Oppiidae.
GUAUGAUGUAAUCAAUGCAUGCAUUCAAUCAGUCACUCAGUCAUUGCAUUAGUUAUCCAUUGGUUUCACUUUUAAUUGUCUUUUAUAUUACUCUGUGUUUGUGUUCACCAAUACUUAGCACUCAAUUCAUUCACAAAUUACCGAUUAUUGUCAUCGAUUCAUACGAUAAUCCCAUCUCUCAAUCAAACGGCAUUUCAAACGCAUUCAAAGUAUGUCAUUGGGUUUAUUGACAUUUCGGUCGUUCAUUAGAAGUCCGAUUAUAGCAAACAAUUCAAACAAAUUGUUGAAAUCUCUACGAAGGCAUUACUCUCAGGAAAUAUCACAAAAAGCAGACAAUAAAUCCAAUUUAAUGGAACCAAAAGAAUUGAGAUUUCCAUUACCUUAUGGACACUUAGCUGCUAAGGAAUGGGGUAACCCUAAUGGACUACCAGUCCUAGCAGUGCACGGAUGGUUAGAUAAUAGCGGUUCAUUUGAUCCAUUGAUUCCACACAUUCUCAAACCACACGAUUUACAUGUUGUAGCCAUUGAUGAGCCGGGAGUGGGCUUAUCGUCCCAUAAACCUCCCGGUUCUGAAUACGGGCGCUGGCAUACUGUACUCGAAAUGAAACGAGUGAUCGACCACUUGAAGUGGAAAAAGUGUACUGUUAUUGGACACUCACAAGGUGGACACUAUGCACUGUUAUUUGGUGCCAGUUAUCCCGAUUUGGUGGACCGUGUUAUCACUAUUGAUAUAUUCAAACCGCUCACAUAUAGAGGCGACAAAUGGGCCAAAAAAGUAUCGAAAAUCACUGAAAUUCAUAUGAAAUACGAGAACUUUCUGAAUGAGGAUCCGUCGAGAGAUAGCACAGCGCCGGUAUAUUCGGAAAGGGAUGCACUGAAGCGUAUGAUGGAAGCGCACGGCAACUCUCUCAAUGAGGAGAGCGCCCGUAUUCUCAUGAAAAGGGGCACCAAAAAGCAGAAGUGGGGCCUCAGCUUCAGUAGAGACAUCCGUCUGAAGGUGCCAUCACUGGACCCGCCGCCCACUGACGACCAAAUGACUAAAUUCAUGGCUCAUCUCAACUGUGAUUUGAUGAUAAUUAUGGCCAAUCAGACGCCGUAUCACAUUCCCGACGAUAUCAAACACAUGUAUUACGAUAUUUACCGAAACCAUUGUCGCUAUUUUGAAAAUGUCAAUCUCGACGGCACUCACCAUUUGCAUAUGAAUGACCCGAUUCCUGUCGCCAAUCACAUCAACCAAUUUAUUUCCCAAUCAUUAGCCCUUCAACUCACACCUAAACUGUAGUCAUUUGUUAUAAUAUUUUACUAUUUAAUAUUGUAUUUUGAUUAAAAAUUUGACAUUUUAUCAACUAAA